This is a messenger RNA of Eublepharis macularius, 3209 nucleotides long. RefSeq names its product glycosylated lysosomal membrane protein (gene GLMP). NCBI's taxonomy places the organism in Eukaryota, Metazoa, Chordata, Lepidosauria, Squamata, Eublepharidae. Gene Ontology annotation, cellular component: lysosome. The record is from RefSeq and is a predicted model, not a curated record. The coding region runs from base 8 to 1297 and encodes 429 amino acids. The transcript has 7 exons.
AAUCAACAUGCUGGUUGAGAGAAGCUGUGUUUUUCUGCUUCUCCUCUGGCUAGUGGGGACUUUGGCAAGGGAUCCAGUGGGCUACAGGCGGAAGGUCUCUCUGGAAUACAACCCUGGUUUAAACAUCUCCUCUGUCAACCUCUUGCACAUCCGGGCUGUGGGCAACAAUGAUACAAUCCAUUAUGUAUGGAGCACCAUUGGGGCGCCCACAGCACUGCUGGUAUACACAAGAAGCCAGAACAGCACCCUUCAUGUGAACUGGACCAAGCUCUUCUCUCCCGCUCCCUCUGGAGCCGUCCACGUAGAACCCACUGACAGUGUCCUGUAUUCCACAGCAGUGAUCUUCUCCAAGGUGUUUGAGUACAAUGGUGCCAACACGUCAGAUCUCUUCAAGGUCCCUGCAGAUCAGUUCUACCCUACCUACAAUUUGGCCAACUUCACCUGGGAAAGCCUUGGUGAUAAGAUGAACAAGACCACGCUGACAGCUACAUUUCGGGGUGCUGCCUCAGGCCCUGAGGGAACCUUUGGGAAUGGCAGUAUAUCCUUCCAGAACUCUGGGGAGAAAUUGAUGCAGUAUGGGGCCGGAACCAGUGAAAAAGCCCCUUGUGGAAAAGACUCUAGUCAGAACAUGGUCACAGCUUAUGAAGAGAACAGCCGCGAUGCCCGCCUCCCCCGGCUCCUCCACACAGCCAACUGUUCCAAGGUCAACUUUGUCAUGAGUGGGGUUGCUCCACGGGGCAACCACUCUCGCUUUGCUCUGGAGAUUGUCACAGUGGAAGAGAGAGAGGGGCGCAAACAGCUGGAAUCCAUCCGCUCCAUUGAUGACGAGUAUACGCCAACGAUAUUUGAGAUGGCGCAGUUGGUUUCUGUGCCCCGCAACCACAGCACCACGUCAAGCUUCCUCCAGUGGAAGACGACUGCGUACAGCUCCCAGCAUGCUGAACGGGCAGACACCAUCCAUUGCCAGUAUUACCCACUACAGACAACAAACUGCACGGUUCCCAGGUCUAGCAUAGCCCAUGCCUACUUUGGGGAGGAUCUUGAGAGUCACCAUGCUAUAGCCGCCAUCAAUAUUUCCUUUGGCAGUGAGGAUGGCGAGGCCUAUGAAGAGAAACGCUACUUGAGUUGGUCCGCAUUGAUCGGAUUUGGUGAACCUCCCAAGGACACUUUUUCCACUUUAGUGAUUGCAAUCCUUGCGGUGGGGUUAGGGACUCCAGUAGUGCUGCUCGUUGGGGGAAGCAUCGCUGCAUUUGUCUCACGGAAGAAACGGUAUUCUGAAUAUGAACCUAUCAACUGAUCGCUGUGAUGGUUGUUCUGGGCUGUGUGACCAAACUAACUUCAAACUGUUUUCUGGUGUCUGUUCCAAAGGGAAGCUGUUACUGGGAUGAGUUGCUUACAUUUGCUACAGGGUUGCCUCAUGGUGGCAUAACUGAUCUCUAAAUCAGGCUUUCACAGUGGGUGUUCUGGUACCUUUGACAUGCUCUGGUAUCCUUAAUGAGCGUUACGGUGCUGCCUUGGGGCGGGCAGGGAUUACUUUCUUGCCCUGACAUACAGCUUAUUGAGAAGUGAGGUGAUGGAGAGCAUGUUUAAAAGUUCAGCUGCUUCAAACGACCACUACUUAAGUGUUCACUUUCCAGUGCUCAAGUAAUACUUGAAAUUUUGCACCACUUAAUGAGUUCUCCUGCUUUCAGUUCCAUUGACACUUUGGUCCUACGUAUAGUGCGUCCAAAGCAGUUGUUGUGCUUGGUUUUUGUUCUUUUUUUUUAAAAAAAAAAGUUAGGAACACUGGACAGGCUAAAUUUAUUUUCCUUCCUUGCAUAUAUCCCAAGAACUGUUUUGGGCCCUAAGGAAGGUAGAAUUUGUGGGCCUCUGUUUCUCACUUCACACAGUCAACUGAAAAUGUUUAUGUUACUAUUAUUGGGUUUGUUUGUUUUUUGCCUGUCUAUGAAAACUUUUGCCUUAAGAGCAGGCAGAGGGCUUCCCUUAUUUUCCCUCCUUCUCCCCUCCCUCCAAAAAGCUGGUUUGGAAAUUGUUCCUCUCUUUAGCUUUGAGUUGUAUUUUCAGGCAACAUUCAACCCCCCCUCCCCCAACCCUUGGCUUAGCCAAUAGAUAAAAAACUGUCUUGUUAAUGUAAUGGUUGCAUUCAUGCAGAAUUGCGAAUAUUUUUGAUAUUGCUGCUGUAAAAUGCCUCAUUUGGAUGUUGCCGCCUUCUCCAGCUGAGGCUCCUGUAUCCUUAAGAUAUGAAGCUCUUCUUCAUGAAGUAAUAGCAGCACUUCCUACAGAUAUGAACUCCUUUUUAAAAAAGCAUCCUUUGAGUUCUUCCCCAUAUGUAUACUGUCAAAAGUGUUUGAACUUUAGACAGGGAAUGGACAUUGGCUAUUAUUUUUCGUCGUUUUUAAAGAAAAGGCUUACUACUAGUUACGAUGUUUACAGGCUGCUGUCCCGUAACGAGAGACAAAAUUGCACUGAUUAUCAAGUAAUGCACCUUCUUUAUUGUAGAAGUUAGCUCCUGUUUCCCCACCCCCUCAAAAAAAAUACUGGUAUAUUAAUAGGUUCUUGACACCACUCUCACUUUCCCCAAGCCUCAAGGCUGGUUUGCUCCAUUUGGCCUUCCAACUGUUCUCCUGAGCAGAGGAGGGCUGGAUUAGGGCUUCUGCCAAGGCAAGGUUAAACCUUUCAAGCCUUGGUAGGGAGUCAAGUUAUUGCAAGCUUGUUGAGUGCUGGUGUCAGCCAUUUUGUUUCUCUCCCAGAGGGAUACCUUUCCGUGUUGUGGUGCUUAAUGUAGGGCUAUGAGGCAUUGCUACCAGAUGGUUAAAAAUGGACAUGUUUCAGGAACCCUGACCCUGAACUUCCUGGUUCUUAGCAGGGUGCUUGAUGGUACAUACUCUUCACUAGCCCUACUUAUAGCUUCUCAACCAAAGAGUAUUUGAGGAUCCUGUUUCCUGACACGUUUCCUGACAGUACCAGAUGAUCUACCAUCCUGAAGUUCCUAUUGAGAUGUGGCCUUCAACUGAGCAGUGGUAACAUUUUUAUUUUUUUUGCCUAUCAGGAUGGAUGUACUUGCGGUUUCUACUUUGCACAGCAUUGUAAUGUAGUCAAACUGAUGCUUUUCCUUUUUGUGGCUUAUGGAGGGGGCGGGCCCCUGGGUUAUUUUCUCUCCCAUUUUGUCUGUCUUGGACCAAUUAAAAUAAGUUUAUUUUUUUCAUACA